Messenger RNA from Diorhabda sublineata, 360 nucleotides. Its product is annotated as zinc finger BED domain-containing protein 5-like. The record is from RefSeq and is a predicted model, not a curated record. The transcript has 3 exons. The coding region runs from base 1 to 360 and encodes 119 amino acids. NCBI's taxonomy places the organism in Eukaryota, Metazoa, Arthropoda, Insecta, Coleoptera, Chrysomelidae.
AUGUUCGAUUGGAACAAAGGUAUUGAUGCUUGCAGCUAUGGAGCUGCAGCCGUGAUUGGAAAAAUUAAAGAAACAGUGUCAAGAUUCAAAACUGUUGCGCCAAAUUGUACUAGCAUUCAUCGCAUUUUACAUCGUGAUGCUCUUGCUGUUAAGAGAAUGCCAUCUGAUUUAAAACAAGUCCUUGAUCGAUCCGUAAAAUGCGUCAAUUUUGUGAAAAUACGUCCACUGCAAUCAAAACUAUUCAAAAAGUUGGGUGAAGACAUAGAAAUCGGCAAAUCAGUUUCAAGUGACUACUUCAACCUAAAAACAAGAAAACACUUCUUCAGUGUUACCGGUUCCCCGCCUGAAAGACAACAGUGA